This is a messenger RNA of Trichoderma gamsii, 2271 nucleotides long. RefSeq lists its product as hypothetical. NCBI's taxonomy places the organism in Eukaryota, Fungi, Ascomycota, Sordariomycetes, Hypocreales, Hypocreaceae. The record is from RefSeq and is a predicted model, not a curated record. The transcript has 2 exons. Bases 1 to 2271 code for a protein of 756 amino acids.
AUGACUCUCGCCCGUGUGUCACUCUUUCUCAAGCACGUCCUAUUACUUAUUACUACCUACUAUAACCCCAAGCCUAAAUCCAUGGAUCUUUUAUGCGACCCAGCCUCCCCAGCAACCUCUCCCCGAAAGACACCGUAUGUCUGUAAUGAACUUUGGGAUGGAGGGCCGUUCAAAACUUAUCCAAUCCGGCAAGGCAAGGUUGGGCUGAUUCCUCCGCAUCUCCGGCAUUUUCUAGGACCGGAAGUCUUUCCUGAGCCAUACAAUGAAAUGCUGUAUCCCACGCCCAAAGAGGAGAUACAGUCGUUUCUGCAGACAUGGUUCUGGUUUGGGCUAUUGGCUGAAAUGCUAGGUCUGAAUGAGAUCAGCGCUGGUGUUCGCCUUGUUGAGAGCACCCCCGCUGCUGAAGGGAUUCGCGAUCUAUAUGCAAGCACAAUCUAUAUUAGCGAUGAUGAUGGCAAGCAGUAUAUCAGUGCCAAAGAGGUUCUCAACUCAGCCCAGCUUAUUGCGGAAAGACAGAAGCUUGCGUCUAAUCUGCGAGAGAGGCUUAUAUAUAUACGCGAUUGCCUUCAAUACGUCAACUUCAUGAUUCCUUCUGUCUUGAAUCUAGAUGAAACCGUGCGUUAUUCAAUAUGCGCCCUUGGAGAAUAUUUUUCCACAGGCUUAGCUAGUGUGGUGGCACAGUCAAAUCCCAAGAUCGAAGUUUCCAACUUGGCAUUUAGCUGGCAUCAAAAUUAUAUGAAAUCAGGGGGUACCAUAGACAAAGAGAUGCUUCAGAAGGGGUGGUGCCCGAGCGAGACUGAGAAGAUUCGAUCUCAGUUUCAAGGUUUGCAAACUAUGCACCAUAUUUCACAGCUACAGAAGUCGAAUACCAACCAAGAUCACUCAAAAUGUACGCGCCAUUUGUGCACAGCUUUCCAGAUGGACAUUGAGACCUAUCAGCCCUCACAUCUGUCAGAUGACUGCGGUUGUCCUCUCAUAACUAUUGAUGAGAGAGCGACCUCUCUCAUUCUUCGCAGCACUGAUACUUAUCCUAUCCUCCGCUUUGAUCAAAUAGGGGACGAAUUGGACAACUUCGAGCUGGUAGUCGAACCAUAUGAACCGGGCGUCCCCUAUGUCGCGCUCUCGCACUAUAAUGAACUUCAAGGCUUCCGUUCCGAGAAUGGAGAAGCAGAGUCUGCUAGACCGCAACUCCUUACUCUUCAACGAGCACUGCAGUUCCGCACAGUAUCAGUAGCAUCUGAUGAACCUCUCUGUAUCUCUACUUUAAUGUCGCUCGAUACGAAAUACAUUGCUAUUGCCUCCGACACCGAAUCUCGAAUGCUUCGCACUUGGGAACUCCUAAGCAAGUCGCACGGCGGCCUUCCACCACGACUCAUAUUUUAUGCGGACGAAGUGAUGAGCACACCUGGAUGGCGAUGGGCUCCUCGUAGUCUACUAGGAUCGUCUGUCAAGGACUCAACGAUAGGGUUCGACGAGCGCAUGCUGCGUCUUGUUGGUGCCCCCGAUGCCCUAGGUAUUCCGACACCUCUAGGUUUGAAAGUCGCCUUUCCAGGAUGUCGCCUUGUUCCUCUCCCGCUGAUAGCUGGCCUUUCAUUACAUCCAUGGCCUGGAGCAAUUAAUCCUUCAGAAGAUCAGAUCAUCAUCCAUCACGAGGAAAGCGGCAAAUGGUACCGGAUCAAUGAUUGGUAUCGCAGCAAAAAGCUCUCAUCAUGGACUGAUGAUGAGAGGACAGCUUUUGAUAAAGAUCAAAACGAUCCUCUUUGCAGAGAAAUAGACUCUGGCAAAAGCGUCUUGAUCUACGAUGAAAGAUCAAGGGUUAACAAUAUGUUAGUAGCGUGCAUGGCGCUCAUAGAAACUAUUCCGAAGGAUUUCGAACACAGCUCGAUUAAUUCGGAGGAACUUAAGGCUGGCUUAAGAGUCCACAGAACAAGGACAGUUAUCAUGUCUCUUCUCAGUGAGGAAGAAGUACGAAUGAUGACAAUUUUUAGGAAUUUAGCUUCUAUCGUAGCAGCAUAUCAGGAAACUUUUGACCUAUCAGCGAUGGAAGAUCGUGAUAGCGAAGAGUGGAAGAAUUGCAUGGGCAAGAUCAAAACGAAGAUGAGAGAGGUGGUAGCGGAAGCAUUGAAUUCCAACCCAGAGCUGGUUGAGGCCAUCAAAAAUACUAUUGGCACUGGCGUGGAGGAGUAUAUGUGGGCAUACAUUCCCAAGAUCUUUUCCCACACUGUUACCAUUAAAGAAACAUCGAGCGAACAAAUUUGGUUUGUUGAUUAG